Messenger RNA from Podarcis muralis (Common wall lizard), 9477 nucleotides. RefSeq names its product synemin (gene SYNM). Gene Ontology annotation, molecular function: vinculin binding; structural constituent of muscle; structural constituent of cytoskeleton. Gene Ontology annotation, biological process: fast-twitch skeletal muscle fiber contraction; intermediate filament cytoskeleton organization. NCBI's taxonomy places the organism in Eukaryota, Metazoa, Chordata, Lepidosauria, Squamata, Lacertidae. Gene Ontology annotation, cellular component: costamere; intermediate filament; neurofilament cytoskeleton. The record is from RefSeq and is a predicted model, not a curated record.
AUCCAGGACUGUACCUGGAAAAUAGGGACACUUGGGAGAAUCUGACUUCAGCCAGGCGAAAACUGGUUGGUAUUUGGGGCCUAAGUCAUUUAGGCCUAAGUUUAAGCGCUCAUGUGAGCACCUCAAAAUGGCCUCCCCAACCAAAAGGCUGUUCCAGAACACAAAUGUUUUCUAAAGCCUACUCCAGUCAGUGGUCUACCUUGUCGCUGCGUUUUGGACAAUCUGAAGUUUCCACAAGCUUCUAGGGAGCACAAAGCAGAGUGAGGUUGUCUGUUCUACUCCGGAUGAAGCAGGACUGGAAGGGAAUGCGACCAGCAGGCGCCGCUCUUCGGCCACCUCCGGCUGCCGGCUCUCCCCACCCUCCUGCCCAGCCUGCCUUCCCUGUCCCGGGCCAAAACCGCAACGCAGCUGUCGGCGCGCAAAGAGCCAGCGCGCCUUGGAGAGGAGCAGGAGCGCGCCGGAGCAAGGCGGGAGCCGUCCGUGGACCCGAGGCUGAUUUGCAAGAGGUGGCGACCAUGCAGCGGGCGGACUGGGACGAGCAGAGCGAGCUGCGGGAGCUCAACUCCCGCCUGUGGCUCUACGUGUCGCGGGUGCGGGAGCUGGAGGAAGAGAACCGGCGCCUGGCGCAGGAGCUGGGCGCGCUCCGCGGGCGGGAGAGGCAGGUUUGCCGCCUGCAGGAGCACGAGGAAGAGGUGGCCGAGCUGCGCCUGCUGGUGAGCGAGCUGAGCCGGGCCAAAGGAGAAGCCGAGCUGGAUCGCGACGCCCUGCGCCAAGAGUUGGCCAGCUUGGAGAGGUUGGGCGCGCAGUCGGUGGAGCUGCGACGGCGCCGCUUGGAGCCCGAGCUGGCCGAGCUGCGGCAGCAACUGGAGCUCUUGCGGGCCGACUGCGCCGCCCUGGAGGCGCUGCUGGAGCGCCUGCGGGCCGAGCACCGGAGACUGCAGGAGGAGCGGCGGCGGCGUCCCCAGCGCCUGCCGGCCCUGCUGCCUCCUCCGCCGCCGGCCAGGACUUCGACGCGCGCCGUCAGCCGACGGGAGCUGGAGGACAGUUACGCGUUGGUGCUUAGCUGGAGCUGCGAGCAGAGCCUGGAGCGCUACGAGGCCGAGCUGCAGGCGCUGCAAGAGCUGGAAGGGCGCCUUGGCAGGGAGAACCUGCAGAAGCUGCGAGCCCACAACGAGCAGAGCCGACGGCAGCUCGACGAGCUUCAUCGCCGCUGCCAGGAGCUGGGCGCGCUGGCGGAGCGCUUGGAACAGGAGCGGCUGGCGCAGCAAGAGCGCCAGGGCGCCGAGUUGGCCGAGUAUCAGGUGAUCAUUGAAGCCUUGGAAGAAGAAAAGCAUUUCCUAACCAUGUCUAUCGCAGAGUACCUAAAGGACUACCAUGAACUCUUGCAGGUGAAAGCUGGUCUCAGCCUUGAAAUUGAAACUUACAGAGCUUUACUAGAAGGAGAGAGCAGUCAAUGGAUUCUUAUGUGGGAUGAAGAGCAUGGCAGGAAAUUACCACAAGGUGUCCGGAACAAGCUUUAUGAGUACAGCAACCGCCACUCAGCUUAUCAACAGGCAAAAGGAAGGAGAACUUUUCCUGCAAUCCAGAAUGUUGACACAAGAUAUAAAUCCCCUGUAACAAAUAUUAGCAGCUCUGCAGUUUAUUCAUCUCAAACAAAAACUGGUGGAAUGCAGACAGUGACUCCUGGGAGACCAUUAAGAAGAGAUGCCUUCAGGACAGAACACCGCCCUUCUGCAGCCGUCACAAAGGACACAACUCGCAAGAGAACUAUGACAGAACAGAGAGAGAUGCGAACAUUUACCCCACCUUAUCUUAUUAGCCAGGGGAAAGAAGCUCAACGAAGAACAUUUCCUGAAAGGCAGAAAACUGAAGCUGGGAGUACUGUGUCUUUGAAAGAAUCAACAACUAUUCAGAAAGGCACAACAAGUCCAAAUAUUUCUGAAAAUGCAAGAGCGAAAGUGGGUAUGUUUCCAUCUUCUGGGCUAAGUUCCAGUUCUAAAGAAACUAAAUAUGAGAGAACCAUAGAAGGAACUCAGACUAGAGUGAGUGAACAGAUCAAAGACAGCAAGCCAGUGAAAGAGGAAAAAACUGCUUUGCUGGAGGGAAGAGAGAGAAACGAAAGAUGGCCCAAGGAAAAGAUAGACUCUGCCACUGUGAAGACCGACAAGAAAUCCAUCAAUGUUAGCUUUGAAAAGAAGACUGAAAUUAAGGAAGGCAUCAUUGAAGAAAAGCAGACAGUGGAAGGAUCUACCAUGAAGGAUAACAUGAGGGGAAGCGGCCUUUUGGGAGAUAAAGCACCCAAGCCCGGAAGCUAUGUGAGAUGGGAAGAAAGGAUUAGAGUGGACACACCAGGGAAGAAUCUUCCAACAGAUACAAGGAUGGAAGAAAGCCAUUCAUUUCAAAGGGAGAAAAAUGUGAGCAUGGCAACACAAAGUAAAGAAGCUGCUGAGAUCCCUAUCCCGUCAGAAGUGUAUACUCACAGCCAAGUACUGAAAGACAAUAGCGUAGAAAGAACAUUACAAGACUUGAAGCCUUCUGUUGAGAAACAGAAGGAUGACACCACAUUUAAACUUGUCAAAGAAUCUAACCAAGAUGAAAAAGGGAGCUCCAAAAUAGACACCUUACUUCAAGAAAGUAUAGCAGAAUCCAUUGUUUCUGACAUUCUUAAAGGGUUCGUGCAGAAACCUUCUGAUGGUGGAGAUCCCUCUGAUUUCAAAGUCAUCUCCAUUGAAAAGAAAGACAUUUCAGAGAAUGGAAAAGUGAAGACUGAGAUCAAUAUACAGUCUACAGUUCAAGAUGAAUUGCACAUUUCUGAUGAGUUUGACCUGGGAACUUCCUUAGAGAAAGAUGUUAAAAAAGUUCUGGGAGACAUUAAGGGAAUUCCAGAUGAAGGUGUAAUAGAAGAUCUUGUGAAAGGAAAGGGGGGCAAAGGCAAGAGGACUGUUAAAGUUGAAAUAGUUGAGGAGCCAAUGGAAUCUACAGCUGAAAUGGAGUCUUCAACACCGUUUGAAGUAGAGGAAGUAGAAGAUACAUUGCCUGAUAUGGCCAGGCAUCUAUACUAUGGGGAUGAAGAUAGAGCUACCACAAGUACUAUCAAAGAUGUUAAGCAGAAGCAACCUAGUGUGAUCGUGUCUCAUGUGGAAGAAGUAUCUGAGGGGGAUGAUGUAGUUGAUGAAGAAAAGUAUUUUGUGUCUACUCCAGAGGAGCGCCCCUUGGGUGAAGAAGAAGCCUCACUAUAUGGUCAAAUCCAUAUCGAAGAAGAAUCAACAGUUAAGUAUUCCUGGCAAGAUCAAUUCUUGCAGGGAUCUCAAACAAAGAUAAAUGAAGGUAUGGGCUCCCCAGAACUGAUUUACCAAGUGAUGGGGGGAGGGACAGCUGCCUACAUUUCAAAGGAGGAGGUUCCAAAGGAGCAAGUGGCUCAUGCCGAAUCCAUUGUUAUUGAGAAAGAGAUUAAAAUCCCGCAAAAAUUUCAGGAGUCCAUAAAGGAUCUCUUUUCUCAGGAGUCAAAGGACCCAAAGCUUCAGUUGAAAGAGGCACUGGAAAAGCUUGAUCACACCCUUCCAGAAAGUGUGAAACAGGAGCUCUCUGCAUUAACGGAAGAGGGCCAAGCUGAUGCUAGCAGUCUAGAAGUGGAUAUUAAAAAAACAGAGGACACAAAAAAGGGGGGGUUGGUUACUAUAGUCGCAGAAGUCAAUCUGUCCCAGGUGCUCAACCCUGACCAGUUAAAUGCAGAACUUUUGGGCAAGAUGAAGUUGCCAACACAGUUACCAAGCGAUGAUGAUUUUGAUGACCGCCGAAAGCAAGAGUCAGAAAGCUACAGUGGUGGUAGAAAGAAUGUUGACAUAGAUGUUUCUUCCACACCUUGGACUAUAGAAGAGGUUUCUAGCUCUAGCAAACUAAGCAGCAGUGAUGCCAGGGAAUAUCAUACAAACGAGCAAGUUAUCCACCAGGUCCCAGUUUUCAAAACUAUGGAAAUUAAUAGAGGAGGAGGCGAAUAUUCUUCACAAGGGUCAUCUGACGUUAACAGACAUUUUCAGCAAAUUGUAGUUGGUCCAACAGAAAUUCACAGAACUGAGCAGGUUUUAUAUGAAGGCCCUAUUUCUGAAACUCUGGAGUUUGGUUCAGGUGGCUUUCAGACUGGAGCAUCUGCAGAUAUCAGUCAGUCCACAAAGGAAUUCAAUCUUGGCCCUAAAGAAAUUCAGACCACAGAAAAAAUAAUUUAUAGAGGGCCUGUUCAUAAAACCAUGGAAAUGAGUGGCCCUGAAAGUCCUACUCAGGCACAGUUUUCUGCCGAAAUUAGGUCCUCUAAGCACGUUACUUUGGGUUCAAAUCAAAUUAUUGAAGAAACUGUUUUUGAGGGGCCAGCUUCAGGCUUAUCAUCAAACAGUAGCAGUGAGGCUGUUUCUCAGACAAAAGGGCCAGUAGAAAGCAGCAGUUUGAUAAGGCACAUUCGGAUAGAUCCCAAACAAGUACACACUGAACAAGUUGUAUAUGAAGAGCCCCUUUCAGGAUUUGUGGAGCUUAGUAGCACUGGAGGCCAUACUGUGACUGAACAGACAGUGAGACAUAUUCGUCUAGGGCAAAAAGACACCCAUAUAUCUGACCAAACUAUAUAUGAUGAAUCUCUCCUCAAAGCAACUGAAUUUGGUGGCUCUCCAGACAAACAUUUCAAGGAGGGGAUGGUAGAUACCAAUACCACUGUUCGGCACAUCAAAUUAAGUCCAAAACCAUUUGUAACAACUGAGGAAAUUGUUUUUAAGAUGCCCACUUCCGAACAGCACCUAGAGUUUAGUGAAAUGGGACAGGCAUUUUCUUCUGAAGGGUUAGUAACACACAUUAAAUUAGGGCAGAAGGAAGUUCUGAGCAGUGAGCGUGUUGUUUACCAAGGUUCUCUUUCAGAAUCUUCAGGGAUCAGUUCUCCUGGGGAAGACAUUUGGGAAGAAGGAGGUUCCAUGGAGGUCAGUAGAUCAAUGAGGCACGUCAGACUCAGCCCUGCUGAAACUCAUGCUGAACAGAUUAUAUUUCAUGGCCCUAUUUCUGAAACAGUGAGGGUCGGCACUGCAGAACUAUCCCCAACAGAUGGGCCCUCAGAAAGCAGCAAAUCUGUUGGGCAUAUAAAGAUAGGACCCAAGGAAAAGUCUUUUACCUUUCAGAUGGAUGUAACCAAUGUGGAAGGGGGAAGGCAAGAUGCUACCAUUCUCGUACCGAACAGGAAAAAAGCAGCUGCCUCACAGCUGGAGGGCACCAUGAAAGAUGAUCAGAAGGACACAGAUAGUGAACAAAGAUUAGAGGAGUCAACAUUUGAUGAGACUGUUCAACUUCAAAGGAUGGUAGACCAAAGAUCGGUGAUUUCUGAUGAGAAGAAAACGGCUGUUCUUUAUCUGAAUGAGAAGGAGGAGGAGGAAGAAGAAGACGAUGGACCUUGGUUCUGAAAAGAAUAUUGUCAACUUUUAAAAAAAAAUCUAGGAGCUUGAUUGUCAUUUAUAUAUAGCUGACUUUAAAAGGGGGGGAUUCCCUUCAACUUAGCCAUUAACAAUGACGUUAUAUAAGAGUAUUUUUUUAAGCAGGAUCUUUUGAAUGCACAUGUGUUCACAUGUUACAACACUAGGUCUGCUUUUGCUAAUGCCAUUGGGUCCUGAGUCUGAGAGUAUUUGACUCUACAGGAAAACCAUCAACCUCAUUUAAGUCUAGAAAGCUGUGAUACUAUAGCAGCUUUAAAAAGUAUUCAAGAGCAAUCCAAUUUAAAUCAUCUGGGACUUGUCUGGAGAAAAUGUCUUUAUGGCAUAUGCAGAUAAGUUUCACUUACUUUUGGAACCAUUUAUUAAAACUGAAAGUUGCGCAAAACCAGUUGGGGAAAAACAUAGCAAAAAUAAAUGAAUAGUGUUGCCAGGCAACCCAGUUAAUCGCUGAUCUGUCAAAUAUACCGUACCUUUCAGUAGGUGACCAAGUAGGAAGAUAGGAAGCUGCCUUAUACUAUGUCAGACCAUUGGUCUAUCUAGCACAGUGUUGCAUGCACAGACAGGCAGCAGCUCUCCAGGUUACAGACAAGAGUCUUUCCAGCUGUAUCUGAAAAAUGCUGGAGAUUGAACCUGAGACCUUUUACACAUGCUCUACCACUGAGUUCUGGUCCUUCUCCCAACCAAAUGGAUGCAACAGAAGACGAGUGAAAAUGUGUUGAAUUCAUAUAGGUUAAUACCUUGUUUUAUUUCUCUCUUUUACACACACACACACACACACUACAACCACCACCUCUAAAACGGUGGGCAUAUUUUACUAGCGAUGCAAGUUUGAUUAGGAUUAAGGCUCUCACUUUUAAGCAUUUUCACAGAAAUGGCGUUAAAAUGCAGGGGGAGAAUCUUCACCUCUUAAGUGACUUUUUUUCAGGCUGCUCUUAAAUUCACAGGAACAGGACCAAUGAAAAGUGGCCACCCUGUUUAAAGUGAGUCCCUGCACAACUCCUGUUUGCUGAAAUGGGGCUGUGAUGUUGCAAAGUUUAGCACACUCACCAUUAGCUUGUGCUAAAACGCCUUGUAUCCAGUUGCUAUGAGCUAUGUCAUAAUGAUAAGGGUGCUAUAAUACUUCAGCACUAAAAGAAAGAAAGAGCGAGCAGCUACAUUUGGUGCUGGUAAAUAAACAUAAAAAAUUAAAUAUGCACCCAGAAUGUGCAUUUUUCUUACAUUUAUUUCUAAUCACAAUAGGCAAGAAGAAUUGAGAUGAACUCAAAAUGUAAGUUUAAUUUGGUUGGCCCUUGUGAAAAAAGAAUUUUUUGACUAGGUGGGUCCUUGUAGGGCUCUUCUUAGAUUCUUAAGCUUCCACAGCUGUGUGACUUACGUUUCGUUGCAUGUGGUGCAGGAUGGGGUGUGUGAAAUUAAAAAUCGCACGAAAGGCUGAAGUUUUGAUUGUAAAUUAGACCAGGUAUCCAUCUAGUCUAGCAGUCUGCUUCCGUGUAGCCAACCAGAUGCCUCUGGGAAGUGCAUGUCAAGGCAGUGGCACUCUUCAACGUUUGUUACACACACACACACACCAGCAACUGAGGUGCAGUGGUGUGAUGAUCCUGUGAUUCUCCUCUAUCUGGUGACCCUGUCCAUAGCCAUUGGUAGACCUAACCUUCCCAAAUUUGCUUGAUCUCCUUUAAACGAACCCAAGCCAGCAAAUAGGUGACUUUUUAACAGGCCAAGAAGAAAGGAAUCAGACUUGAGAACAUUUGAUGCUGUCUUAUAUCAACUCAGUCCACUCUAGCUAAGAAUUGCUCUUGCCCAGGGGUGAGGGCAACCCUUCUCUAGCCAAGGGGGUGAUCUGUCAGGGGCUGCAUACCGGCAGUGGGUGGAGCCAGAGUGGACAAUGGGCAGAGCUGGAGACAAAAGUUUACCAGAACGAAGAGCAAUCUCAUUUCAAUUUUCACCAUGGCUACUUCAGAGAAUAAGUACCGAUCCUAUUCAGGUCUGUUCAGAAGUAUGCCCCAUAGCAUUUGAGGGGGUAACUCUGAAAUACAUAUAAUAAUAAUAAUAUAUUUAUUGUUUAUACCAUGCCCAUCUGCCUGGGUUUUCCCAACCACUCUGGGCAGAUUCCAACAGAAUAUUAAAAAUAGAAUCAAACAUUAAAAACUUCCCUAAACAGUCUCAUAGAAAGGAAGGGAACAUGAUUCCUUUAUUACCUUCGUGUUUUAAACUUGCUCCCUCUCUUUGUCACAGACAUGGCAUUAGCUUACCAAUUUGUUCUCAGGUAGCUGGGGUGUUUCCCGCCCCCCACAAGCAGCUGGGGUGGGGUGGGAAUAAAAAUACAUCAAUUUAUUUUGAUAAAAUAUAGAAGGACAGAGGAACACUUUUAAAAGCCAUGGAAAAUGCCAGAGAUACCAAAGAGGAAGGGAAAAACUGAUAGGGUGGAAGACAGGCAGCCUUUGAAAGCACUGGGGGCUGCAUACCAUGUUGAUGGCCACAAGUUGCCUAUCUACAGUCUACCAUGACUGGAAGUGGCUUCCUGGAGUUUCAUAUGAGUCUGUCCCAGGCCUUUCUAGACCACAUCUGCACUAUACAGUACAUUUAAAACACUAUUGUACCACUUGAAACAGUCAUGGCUUCCCCCCAAAGUAUUCUGGGAGUUGUAGCGUGUUAAGCAUGUUGUUGUUAGGAGACGCCUAGUGGCCUCAUGAAGUUGUAAUUCUCAGAGUGAUUUAAUUGCAGCUUUGUUGGGGGAAUAGUCUCUCAAUGACUCUCAGCACCCUGAACAAACUACACUUCCUUUGGGGCAAGCCAUGCCUUUUGAAAGCGGCACGAUAGUGCUUUAACUGUAUUUUUUUCAUAAGAUUUAUAUACUGUUCGAUGGUAAUAAAACUUCAAAGCUGCUUACAAAGUAAAGAAUAAAACAAUAUUAACAGUAAAAAGCAAUUAAAAACAACUGUUUAAAACAUUAAAAAUAAUUGAAAUCUAUUUCAUUUGUAUAGUACAGAUGAGGCUCCAGAUAUUUUCUGCAUGCAAAACAGUUCUGGCUUCUGCCAGAGGAAUUUUGCAACUGGAUGCUUAAGGCUGGACAUGCACUUACAGAUUCAAACUUAGAAUCUUAGGCAUAUUUCAUUACUGGUUUUCUACACCUAAAACUGAAUCGUCACUUAGCACAAGCUGCUGUUUCGCUUGUUUUUAUCCAGAGAGAAUACAACUUACUAGGAUCUAACCUGUCACAUAUAUGCCAGUCUGUCCUAUUUAAUAGUUGUGUUUCAAUAGCAUCGAGCUAGAAAGAUUAAUAACAUUGCCUCAGGCAAUGUUUCUACUCACAGGCAGAGCUUAUUCAAACAUUUUUUUUAAAUUGAAUAUGAACAGUGGGAAGUUGGGGGCGGGUGUAAUGUUAUGCAGUAGAAUAUGCUUGUAGUUUACCUCAGAAGUGGGGCACUUUUCUCCUUAAUGCUGCAAUCUUAAGCACACUUGGGAAGUGAAUUCUGUUUCAAGUGACACUUUCUUCCAAUGCUUUUUAAUACCCAUUACUAUAAUAACCCAGGCCCUGAUCCAGCUUAUGCAGGACUUAAUUCCAUUUAAAGCAAAAGGAGUCAAGUUAGUGGUAACUGACUUUUUCCAUUGGCUUCAACUGUAGCUGGAUUGGGGCCAAAGUCAUGGGAGUAUUCAAUAUCUGUGCAAGUGAAAUGGAAAAGGUGUUGGGAGUUGCAGUGUGAGAACUGUAGCUCUAGGUCAGCCACCCCUAACCUGGUGCCUGGGGGUGCUGGGCAUUGGAGUUCAAAAUGUCUGGAGGGCACCAGGUUGCAGAAGGCUGCCAUAGGCAAAAGAUUGCUACAGUAGGUGUUUUCAGAGGCCGUAGACAUGUUGAAAUUGGGUGGAUUAAUGUCAGGUGGGAUUUUGUAGGCCAUUUUUGUAUUUGUUGGUUAAAAUGCAGUGUGUGUUUCUGUGAUGGUUUAAAGCUAUUGUGACUUUGCACUUUUUUCUUUAUUAAGUAUUAAACAUUAAAAAUGAAUGUGUCUUCCUCUUUUAUAAA